Melitaea cinxia (Glanville fritillary) is the source of this 732-nucleotide messenger RNA. Its product is annotated as alpha-2C adrenergic receptor-like. Gene Ontology annotation, molecular function: G protein-coupled amine receptor activity. Lineage: Eukaryota; Metazoa; Arthropoda; Insecta; Lepidoptera; Nymphalidae. Gene Ontology annotation, biological process: adenylate cyclase-activating adrenergic receptor signaling pathway. The transcript has 2 exons. The record is from RefSeq and is a predicted model, not a curated record. Gene Ontology annotation, cellular component: membrane. The coding region runs from base 1 to 732 and encodes 243 amino acids.
AUGGUGCCAAACGCGACAACACUGUUGAAGCCGACAAUGAGUACGAAUUUGAACGCUUCGCUAUCUCUGAACUCGACGUUCCUCGUCCCGACUUAUAUGACGCAAGAGGAGUUCCUCGCGCUACAGAUGACAAACGCCUCAGACGCGAACACGACGCUCAACGAUUCGAUGAUAAACCAAGUGGUACUAAGGACGUGGUAUCCAAGUGGUUAUUCCCCAGCUCACAUAAUAAUAGCAUCAGUAGUGGUCACAGUGUUGAUGAUAAUGGUAGUGGUCGGGAAUAUGCUGGUUAUCAUAGCGAUAGUGACGGAAAAAGCGUUGAAGAACAUACAGAACUGGUUCAUAGCUUCAUUAGCAGUGUCGGACUUUUUUUUAGGGUUAGUGAUAAUGCCUUUCUCAUUAGCGAACGAGUUGAUGGGAUAUUGGAUUUUCGGAUUUUGGUGGUGUGAAAUACAUUCCGCGAUGGAUGUGUUGUUGUGUACGGCCUCGAUAAUGAAUCUGUGCCUCAUAUCGCUGGACCGCUACUGGAGUAUAACUCAGGCUGUGGAUUACCUCAAGAAGAGAACGCCAGCGCGCGCGGCACUUAUGAUAGCCGCGGUCUGGCUCAUGAGCGCGCUGGUCUGCAUUCCACCCUUACUGGGCUGGAGGGUCACGAGACCGCCCGAGCAGUUCCCACAAUGCAAGGUAAGACCUUUCAAAUAUAAUUUAGGUAUGCAAUAUCAUUUUUUCUAA